AUGCGCAAGGAACAGUUCAAGCGGCCCGAGCCAGGGUUUUCACUCUAUGAGGGCCGUACCAGGGGCAAGAAGAUGAAGUAUACGUAUUCAGACGACGAAGAUGUCUUUACGACCGACUCGACCACUCGAAGGUCUACUCGCAACACUGGAACCAAUACUCCGGUUGAAACUGGUCCGCUCACCACCGCCAGCGGCCGGCAGAUCAAGGCACCAACUCGCCUCAACCCUACAACUGGAAGCAGUGCCCCUGGUAGCGUGCAAGGAGACACUUCCGAAGUGGAGAAGGAGACGUCUGUUGGUCCAACAGGACGACCUCGAAGAUCGGCCGCCGUGAACCACGGUACAAGCGGCUGGACUGAACCCAAGAAGACUUCUCGGCAUAAUGCCGACGGUGACUCUGAGGAAGAGAGCGAGGCUGAAUUUGGAGACGAUGAAGAGGACGUUGACGAGCACGUUCCUGAGGAAUCGGACGAAGAAGAUGAGCUUGACGAGGAUGAAGCCAUGGCUGACGAUGAUCUGGACGAGCAAAACCAAAGCCUGGUUGUGAAGCUUUCAGUCACACCACCCAAACUGCGGAAUGUCCUGGAGCCCACUGUACAGGCUGGGAACAAACUGCCAACGCCAAGCUCCGACAAGGGGGCUGAAGAAUCCCGGCCUUCAGGAGAAACGGUUGAGAUGGAGGAUGCGCCGGCAGCUACUCCUAGUAAGGAAGCUCAACCUACAGCGCAACAAUCUCCCAUUCCAGACCCCGAUUUUGCUGAACGCAAGAAUUCGACACCGGGAACUAUUCAUGCGACAUCUUUGGCUUUUAGAGGGAGCCCAGAAAAGACGCAUGCGCAACCGGCUCCCCGACCGCUCGAUGUCAGCGCAAACCACCAGUGA
Molecule: messenger RNA, 882 nt
Organism: Fusarium coffeatum
Lineage: Eukaryota; Fungi; Ascomycota; Sordariomycetes; Hypocreales; Nectriaceae
Exons: 1
Coding region: 1-882 (293 amino acids)
Source: RefSeq, a predicted model, not a curated record